GUCUUUUCUUAGGGAUUGGUAUAACAUAAGAAGUGCGUGAUUAAUUUGGCACUUCUGCUCUCAUGAGACUGAAGUUACAUAUGAACUGAAGAGGUUCGGCUAUGACAUGCGCAAUUGAUUUCAUGAAUUUCAAUGGUAGGCCAUCAGGAGAAUACGCGACGCAGGCUGACUGUAAUCUACAGGAUCACUUUCUUGGUAUGAGUUUUCGAAAACAUCUGCAAAUAGCUCUGCUAUUUCAAAAUCGUCAGUACUACAGCCCCAUCGUUCGAUAAGAUUGUAGUGAUUUUCUUUUUGUCUUUGAGUGUGGAACUGAGUAGCAUAAAGAACAGAGACUUUCUGCUAGGGGCAACAGUAUUUUUUUCUACAGAAG
Messenger RNA from Cylicocyclus nassatus, 370 nucleotides. The record is from the annotation of a GenBank genome assembly. NCBI's taxonomy places the organism in Eukaryota, Metazoa, Nematoda, Chromadorea, Rhabditida, Strongylidae.